GCAAAAGCUCAGUGCUCAACUCGCUCAGUGAUCUGGGAAAUCUGGCGAAAUCGUCGAGCAUCGGAAGUAGCGUCACCUGUGUUCCCACAGAAUACUCUGGGGCAUACCCCGGCCAAAGAAAGAAUUGCUAUGCGUACAUCCACUAUUUCGACAUCAAAGAGAUUCGCUCCAUGCUUCAAGAGCAACUCUGGGACUACAACGUCUAUCAAUUCGAACGCGACCAGCAGUGGGCACCCGAGAUCGUUACUGGCUAUCAGCUCAAGAACCAGAAUGCCUUCAAAACCUUUCGAACUUUGUUUUGCGACCUCCUCGAGUUCAAGGAUAAUGACCGCGCCCGUGAGACGUUAGAGAAAGCGUACAACAAAAACGACAAUCGGCUACUCGAAAAGAUUGUGGGAUCGUGUGAAGAGAAGCUGAGAAACAAGAUUACAGACCAAGGAUACUUCGAAUGGCGCGCAGCUAACACACUCGAAGCGCUGCGGAAAAAGAUUGACCCUCUGACCUUGUCCGGGCGCAAGUUCGAUCAGCCUGCAUUGUGGCCCCUCAUCCGGCAAGUCAGUAUCUUCGUCCGAGGUCCGCGCAUUCUCAACGACAUCACCAUCGUCGAUCUUCCUGGCAUAUCGGACACCAAUGAGUCUCGUGCGAAUCUGACGAAAGAGUACAUCAAAUCUUGCGACUGCGUCUGGAUUGUGUCAAGGAUAGACCGGGUUGUCGAUGAUGAUACGGCGCUGCGCCUGCUAUCCACCUACGGCCGGGUGUUCAAAGGCAGUGUCGCGGUCAUUUGUACACGAUCCGACGACAAUAUUGCCAACGAGCAGCAGCAAUUGGCCGAAGACCUGCAAAGUCGUGGACAAGACAUGGCCCGCUUCCAACAGAUAACCAUCAAUUUGAAGACAAUCGAGACUCAAAUCGCCCAGGCGAAGAGCAAACUUCGCACAGCUCGAGCAAGCGGAGCGCAGGCGGUGACGAAGAAUGCGGAGGUUGUUCGGUUGAAAGCUGCGUCGGUUUCGUUGAAACGCCAGCGCCUCGCUUCAUUGGUCCAGGCGCGCAAUGCCUGGGUCACCGAGCAGCUUCAAGAAAAAGCCCAGCACAAUCUACCUGCAGGUGAUGUGCUGCAGGUCUUCUGUGUGUCGAACUCGCAUUAUGCCGCCGCCAGAGGCCUCGUCAAGCAUGAAGGCCUUACGCUGGAAGCCGCUGCCACCGGGGUACCAGCUUUGCGUGCGUUUGCGCUCACCCUUCCUGCAUCGAAGCUUCUUCGUGAGCUCGACGACUACAAAAGCAAUUUGUUUGUUUUCCUCAAGAACUUGGAACUCUGGGUGAGCAAGUCUUCCGUCGAACCUCGUCGAGGACUUAUGCAGCAUGUCAAGCGCCCGUACAAUGAGCUUACGAAACACAUGCUGCCUCGCAAGGGAGAGUUCGAGCGAGUGCUAAGAGACACCAUUACAACUCCGAUGCGUGCUGUGCGCCACGCUGCCACUAAAGCAGCACUCGAAGUGACUGCAGGCAAGAGCAGGAAUAUGCAUCACUCCUCCAUUCGGGCAUUCAUCAGGAAACGCGGCACGCAUGCUACGAGUGUGUGCCCAGAACAAUGCUGGAACGAAGAAUUCUCGGAAGUAUCCUCGGACAAAGCCAUGUCCGCCAUGCCGGCCUUGGAAGCUGAAUUGCUCGGAGCCGACGGCAAGUUGGAAGCCAAGGCUCACAAGGAUCUCCGAGCGGUCAUCACAGUUCUCCGUGGUACCCAACACAUCUAUUGGCCUUCUUCGUUUCAAUGCUAACGAUGCUAGGCCAACCCUAUCACGCCUCCAUUCCUGUGGAAACACUGAAACAGCUGGUAGAAGGCCAUGUCCUUGGCAUCAGCAACGCGUUCAGGGAUGCUGCUGAGGCCCGUGAGAGGCACCUGCGGUACGCCGAACCAUCCCUCAUGAUAAGAGACCGUUGGCUGAU
This is a messenger RNA of Neohortaea acidophila, 1944 nucleotides long. RefSeq lists its product as uncharacterized. The record is from RefSeq and is a predicted model, not a curated record. Bases 171 to 1775 code for a protein of 534 amino acids. Lineage: Eukaryota; Fungi; Ascomycota; Dothideomycetes; Mycosphaerellales; Teratosphaeriaceae. The transcript has 2 exons.